AUGGUGUUUCAACGUGUGGACCCACGCCUGUUCAUCCUGGAGGGCUUCCAGUGGGAUGAUGUGCUAGACAGAGAAUUCAUGAGCCAUGCAGUGGCGCCGAUGAGACCACUAGCAACAAACGAAGACCUCACCAUCGUCAGCUUCCAUCCUCUGCUGGGUAAUGAACUCCACUUUGCCACAGUCAGAAACAUUGUCAGGGAGUUCCGUCAGGAGCGUAGGGUGCUCUUUCGUGCUAUCAUGCCAUGCCAUUUGGGUGAAGCAUAUGUUAGGUUCACCCAUGCAUAUGAUCGGGACAAUAUGAAUGGUCAAAACCAAUUACAAGUGCAACAGUUGAACCCAUGGGAACCAUGGCUGGCUUGCCCUGCUGAAAUCCCAGCCCAACAGAUGGCCCAACAAAUUCAAGAUCUCAAUGAGGAACCUAUGAAUGAUGAGGCUAUGGAAAUUGAUUUGAACUUACCAGUGCAACUUGAUCCCUUGGAGGUUAUCAUCAACCCUGUUAACCCUCCAAAGGCAAAUGAACCACUGGAUGAUCUCAUUGAAGUGGUGGAGGAGAACAUCCCACAGCAAGUCAUACCAAAUCCUAUUGAAAUCAACCCAGUGGAGGACAAUAUCAUGAUAAUUGAUGACAACAUAGUAAUGCCUUUAAUUGGGCAUGAAGAUGAAGAAAACCCAAUUCUGCCUGAUAAUGAGAUGGAUCAGCCAGCAUUAAACCCUGCUGAGGAAAAUCUUUUACCUCCACCAGAAGUACAGCAGCAAGAACAGGCUUUUGCUAAAUCUAAUGCAAUAUCCCUACAACAAACAAGAGAUGGAACUAUUGAGUUUUCCAUCCCAAAAAGGUGUCCUUCAAGCAACUUGUGCUGCAUCAUGGCUAAAAGACAAAGCUCCUUGGUUCAGCUAGCACCUAUAGAAAUGGAUAACUCCACAAAUCCAAAGGAAAAGAAAAUCAAAAGAAAGAUGGAGAAAAAAGGGUCACCUCUGGUUGAAAAUGAGGUGGAUGAAGCAUUGGUCUCUGAAGAUGAGCUUAACAAAAAGCAUACCAAGACAGAAAAAGUGAUCUGUAAGAAGGAGGCUAGGGCUAUGACUGAAGAUGUGGGGAUCCUAGGUUGCAGUGCACCGGACAAGAUAAAUGUUGAUGAUGAAACUGAAGUCUGA
This is a messenger RNA of Miscanthus lutarioriparius, 1152 nucleotides long. Lineage: Eukaryota; Viridiplantae; Streptophyta; Magnoliopsida; Poales; Poaceae. The record is from the annotation of a GenBank genome assembly.